AUGUGCGGCAUCGUCGCGAUCCUGCGUUCUCUGCUGCCCGAGGCCGAGCUCCGGCAAGCCGCUCUGACAGCGGGAAAGAAGAUCCAGCACCGCGGUCCAGAUUGGAACGGCGUGCGUGUGUUUGCUGAUCGUGGCGUCGCGCUCGAGCACGAGCGUCUGGCGAUUAUCGAUCCCGAAUCGGGCGCCCAGCCGCUUGUAAGCAACGACGAGCAGCGCAACAUCACGUGCUGCGUGAAUGGCGAGAUCUACAACUACCGCGAGCUCGCUCAAAGCCUCCAAGUGCCCUAUUCGUUCCGGACCAAGUCGGACUGUGAGAUCCUCAUUGCGCUCUAUCUCGAACAAGGCGUCUCGUUUGUCUCGCAGUUGCGAGGCAUGUUUAGCUUUGUGCUUUAUGACUACAAGAAGGACUUUUUCCUGGCGGUGCGAGACCAUAUGGGCAUUACGCCGUUGUAUUACGGCUACGGAGCCGAUGGGAGUGUCUGGUUUGCGUCUGAGAUGAAAGCUCUGGAGGACGAGUGUGUGCGCUUUGAGGUCUUUCCACCAGGUCAUCUAUUUACAAGCGAUACGGAAACGUGCACUCGGUGGUAUAAACCCAACUGGUACGAUGCUGGCCACGUUGGUACGACGCCACUGGAUCUGAAAGUGCUGCGGGACGCGUUUGAAGCGUCAGUCAAACGCCGUAUGAUGUCGGAUGUGCCUUGGGGCGUGCUGCUAUCAGGUGGAUUAGAUUCAUCCCUUGUAGCGUCUAUUGCUGUGCGAGAGAAGCAGAAACGCGUGGCACAAGGUGGCGAGUGGAUCAACAAGAUCCACUCGUUUACAAUCGGUCUCGAGAAUUCUCCUGAUCUGAAAGCCGCCAAGGAGGUGGCCGACUUUCUUGGCACAAUCCACCACUCGUACACUUACACGAUUCAAGAAGGACUUGAUGCUGUGUCCGAGGUCAUUAAGCACUUGGAGACAUACGACGUGACCACGAUCCGAGCGUCCACGCCCAUGUUCCUCAUGUCACGCAAGAUCAAAGCUAUGGGUAUCAAGAUGGUCUUGUCGGGUGAAGGUGCCGACGAGAUUUUUGGUGGAUACCUGUACUUCCACAAGGCCCCGAAUGCUGAAGCUUUUCACAAGGAGACGGUGGCUAAAUUGUUGUCGUUGCACCAGUACGACUGUCUUCGUGCCAACAAGUCCACGAGUGCGUGGGGACUCGAGGCCCGCGUACCGUUCCUGGACGUGGACUUCCUUGAUAUUGCCAUGAACAUUGACUCCCGAGAGAAGAUGAUUGACGCCAAAGCCAACAAGUUUGAAAAGUACAUUAUCCGCAAGGCUUUCGACGACAAGGAACACCCGUAUUUGCCCGAGCACAUCCUGUGGCGUCAGAAAGAGCAGUUCUCGGAUGGUGUCGGCUAUGGAUGGAUCGAUUCGCUCAAGGACUUGGCCGAGCAGAAAGUCACGGAGCGCCAGAUGAAACACGCCGAGCGCCUUUUCCCGUACAAUACGCCGCAGUCCAAGGAGGCCUAUUUUUACCGCAGUAUCUUCCAGCACCACUUCCAUCGCGAGGUGGCUGCCCAGACGGUGCCCGGUGGACCCAGUAUUGCCUGUAGCACCCCGGCGGCUAUCGAAUGGGACGCUGCAUUUAAAAAUGCGGCUGACCCGUCUGGUCGGGCCAUUGCCGGCGUCCACGUGGAUGCCUACACCGGGUAA
This is a messenger RNA of Peronospora matthiolae, 1692 nucleotides long. The record is from the annotation of a GenBank genome assembly. NCBI's taxonomy places the organism in Eukaryota, Oomycota, Peronosporomycetes, Peronosporales, Peronosporaceae.